GCCCAGCGCAAGGGGGGCCCCGAGCGGGCCGCGGUUGACGGCGUCGUGAGGGCCCCCGGCGGGGCGCCAUGGACCUGCUGUUCGUGCUGCUCCGCGGGCUGCGGAUGGCGCUGGACCUGCUGGUGCUGGUGCUGGACGUGAACUUCUUCCUGGUGUCCUCGCUGGUGUCGGCGCUGCUCUGGCUGCUGGCCGCCGCCUGCAGCCUGCCCUCGGCCGCCGCCGCCGCCGCGCUGGCCUGCUGGGACGGGCUGCUCUUCUCGUUGGCCUCCCUGGCCCGGGCGCUCUGCUGCCUGGGGAUGGGCGUCCUGCAGGAGCUGGCCGGCCUGCUGCGCUGCUGCUGCUGCGGCCUGGAGGGGCUGAAGGUGGCCGGGCACCUCCUCUGCCACCUGGGGCUGCGGAGCAGGGAGCUGCUGCGCUGCGGGCUCUGCAGCCUGCUGGGCUGCGGCCAGGCCCUGGCCAGGCAGGUGGGCGAGGGCCUGGCCAUCGGUACCAGCCUGCUGGCCUACCUCGUCAACAGCCUGGUCAACGUCUGCCUCAUCGGCACGCAGAACCUCUUCACCCUGGUCGUGGCCCUGUGGGACUCUGUCGCCAGCCCCUUCCUCAGAGUCACGGACCUGCUGGCCGCUUUCCUGGCGCACGUCUCCAGCGGUGCCAUCGCUGUGUCCAUCCUGCUGUGGUCGCCCUGCCGGCUGGCCCUUGAGCUCCUCGCCUCCUUUGCUGAGCUCUUCAUCAACAUCUUCUUCGUGAAUAUUUACGGCCUGGGCUUGCUCCUCCUCAUUAUUGUGGUCGGCGCCUUUGUCUUCAACCCUGGGCUGCUCUGGACGCUGACGGACUACGUGCUGGGCUACUUUACCACACUGCCUUCCUACCACCGCCUGCAGCGGGAUGCGUGGCGGCUUUAUCAGGUGGCAGUCCUGACGCUGGGUAUGGUCAUGACCUCCCAGGCCUGGCGCAGGUUGGUGGACUGGAGUCUGCAGGUGACCAACUGGAGCAGAGGAGGCAGAACAAUGAACCGGGAAAGCAACCAGCGAGGGGCAGCCGCGGCCAUCCCGAGACCCGCAGCCCCUGGUAGGAUGAUGCUGGCAGGGGUCAACCAGCUGCCAGCUGAGCACGAGGACCAGCUUGACGCAGAGCAGGUACCACAAGCACGUCCCGCUCUGAGUCGAAGUGCCCUGGCAGGACAGCGUCGCCAGCCGCCCAGGGAGGAACCAGGCACCUCCUGGGGGAAAGCUCCGAGGAGGCAGCAGCUGAACGCAGCAGCUGGGAGCGGUGAGGGCACUCCAGAUGAUGACCCCUGGAUGCUCUUGAAAGAACAAGAGGAACGUAAGAAAUGUGUUAUCUGUCAAGACCAAACCAAGACAGUCCUGCUUCUGCCCUGCAGGCACCUGUGCCUGUGUCAGGAGUGCACGGAAGUCCUCCUGCAGCAGGCCAUCUACCAGCGCAACUGCCCGCUCUGCCGCCAGAUGAUCCUCCAGACACUUAAUGUGUACUUGUGAGCCCAAGGGGCGGGUGGCUUGGGUCAUUUUCCCAAGAGGUCAAGGGCACCCUGGUCUGCCUCUUGUGGGGAAGAACUUCCCAUGGCUGCCUUGAGCAGCUUCCAAAGAACUAAGGAUGGUACUGAAAGGGCAAAAGGCUGUUGGGAGUGACUGCUAGCCACACCUGCUACCUAACUAGAUUGUAGCUCUUGCUAGCAAGCACAAUAACUGAUCUCUGCAGCAGGCUGAAAGAGUUACCUUUUUUUGUUGACAACUUUUGCUUUUUCAGGGCCUGUUGCCUGGAGCCUGCAGCAGUCUGAGAUCCAAAGCAGAGUGCAGAAAGAUGCUCUGGUCCCUCCUAGCCAAAGCUGAAGGAAAGGUUAAAGGCUGUGCUUUCCUGGGAAUCACAGGGGCUGGUGCAAGGCAAGGGAGGGGUUUUCCCAAGGUCUGACCAGAAAACUACCUGGUAAACUGCAUUCAGACCUCACUUUCCUCUCCCUACCACCGAAGUGGGGGAGCUCCCUGGAAAGGGAGAAGUGUGCCCCUCUUGCAAGGCCCUGGGAGAGCUAAUGAGUACAGUUGAGCUUUUUAGGCUUUGCUACAAGAAGGCUGAGCCUGGCUCUCAGCUGGAGAAGAGCAGGUUUUCUGGGGUACUUCAGUAUCCCAGCCACCACGGCUUUGGUUUUUGAGCUUCCUAUUCCCCUUGCCAGGACAAUGAGGAGCUGUGAUGAACACAGGCUCCCUGCAGGCCAGCUGACUGCAGAGCUCAGUGUUGCUGUCGCUUCCACGCAUCACCUAUGCAAGACUAGCAAGCACACAUCAGGUUACUCGCCUGGGGAGGCCGGAAGGUGUUACUCUUUCUGCAGGGGUGGUGGUGCUGCUUGGGGAACCUGAGGGGUGGCUGGCUGGCCAGUGCUCAUAACCCUGGCAGCAGCAGCAGCAGCAGCACACGUCUGAGCCAAUGCUGGAGAAUCCUCUCUAGAUAACACACGUUUUCUUCAGGCUUGAAGUGCCAUGGAGCUGGUGGUUCACACUAGUGCUUGCUUGCUGCUUCCCAGCCUGGGCUGGCUAGAGGAAGUAACUCUUUGGGAGAAGAGGGGACACCCCAAAGCUCUUGGGAACCCACUCAGACAUUCCAGCUCCAGGCACGUGUCCUGCAUAUCCGUGCUGCAUAUCUGCAGCGUGCAUGGAGCAGUACCAGGACCAUGGCUAUCUUUGAUUAGGGCAGGGUUACACUGCUGUAGUCUUACUAUAUGUCAUAUAUGUAGCUAGUUUUAUUUAAAAGUGUCCCCCAAAAUCUAAUGAGGGCAUCUAAUCCUGGCUGGGAAGGCCUGAGAUGGCUCAUUCCGGCUUGGUCAACCAGCACCAUUCCAAGAAAUUGCUGGGCUGAAAGAGAGCCUUGCGCUAAAAAACUUUUCCUUUUCCAGCUGCUUGCCUGAGGUCAGCCACGUGCCACAUUUUGGCUGGAGCCAGACUGGAAAGAGUCUUGACUCCUGCACUGCAAGCCAAGAGCCUGAGGGCAGCUGGCAUGGUCUUCCUUCUCUAUUCUCCUUGAUUAGUGAUUUAAGCCAAAACAGAGGCAGCAGAGAGGCCAGGCCAUGCUGUAAACCGGAGCUGUGGCAAGAUAUUAUCAUGUUGGAGAGUGGCUUUGCUCUGGGAAGUGCUGUAGGGGCUGGUUACUCCUAUGCUUUCUGGGGGGCUGGAGGGGCUCCAUGGGCCAAGCUGGGCUCCUGACCAAUAAUGGGUGUUAGAAGGGCCUGACCCCAGGACUGUCAGCUGCUUCCACUUUACAGAGAUGCAAAGCUCCCUGCCCAAGCCCUCUUUCUCAGCCUCUUGUCCCUGUGCCUCCCCAGAGAGACACCACCCCUGUUAGUGUUUGCUCUCUCCAGCCACCUGUCCCGUGGCACUUGCAGUUGAGUAGCCAAGCCCUUGCCAGAGCAGCAAACGCAGCCACACAGGCUGUGUUCCCCAGGGUCCAGCUUGACCCAGGCACUUGCAGAGCUGCACCAUUCCCUGGAUGUGCCCCUAGAGACAGCCAGGAGUGAGAUCGUGGCCGUGCUUCUGGCUGCAGGCAGUGGUGUUUGGUUGGGACCAGCUCAUGGACCUCAGGGUGCAGUGCUUCCUAUGUGAAUUACAGGGGGGAAGGACACCUCCCCGGGACCGCAGUUUCUCCCCUCAAACCCUUUUUCUAUUAUAGUAGUCAUGCUUAUUGUUUUAAGGCCUGUUUAUUUGUUGUCUGUUUAUUAAAAAAAAGUUUAAAAAGAAAGCUUUGCCUUAAGUUUUAACUCUUUGCACUAUGGACUAGAUACUGAGCAGAUUAAAGUCUCCUUUACCAAAAACUG
This is a messenger RNA of Calidris pugnax (ruff), 3817 nucleotides long. RefSeq names its product ring finger protein 26 (gene RNF26). Lineage: Eukaryota; Metazoa; Chordata; Aves; Charadriiformes; Scolopacidae. Bases 69 to 1496 code for a protein of 475 amino acids. Gene Ontology annotation, biological process: protein ubiquitination; ubiquitin-dependent protein catabolic process. Gene Ontology annotation, molecular function: ubiquitin protein ligase activity. The transcript has a single exon. The record is from RefSeq and is a predicted model, not a curated record.